Molecule: messenger RNA, 1995 nt
Organism: Priceomyces carsonii
Lineage: Eukaryota; Fungi; Ascomycota; Pichiomycetes; Serinales; Debaryomycetaceae
Product: sodium:solute symporter family protein
Exons: 1
Coding region: 1-1995 (664 amino acids)
Biological process (GO): spermidine transport; putrescine transport; urea transmembrane transport
Cellular component (GO): plasma membrane
Molecular function (GO): putrescine transmembrane transporter activity; spermidine transmembrane transporter activity; urea transmembrane transporter activity
Source: RefSeq, a predicted model, not a curated record
AUGUCCGAGAGUAUAAGUGUGCUUUCACAAAGUUAUGGUUAUGGCUAUGCCGUUGGAUUAGGUGCUGCCUUUGCACUAAUUAUGAUGCUUUUAUCCAAAAUGUUAUCUUCCUACAUGGGUGAAACGCAGAACUCAGAAAGGUUCUCAACAGCAUCUAGGUCAGUCAAAUCGGGGCUCAUUGCCUCUUCUACAGUUUCAGCAUGGACUUGGCCCGCCACCUUGCUCACCUCAGGCGCAUGGGCUUAUAAUUAUGGACUUGCUGGUCCAUUUAUGUAUGCUAUAGGAGGAACACUACAAGUUAUACUAUUCGUUUUUAUAGCGAUCGAGAUUAAGAAAAACUCUCCAGGCUGUCACACCGUUGCCGAAAUAAUCUCAGUCCGUUUUGGAAAAGCUGGUCAUAUUUGUUAUUUAUGUUAUUGUCUCGCUACUAACAUACUAAUAUCUUCUCUAUUGUUACUUGGCGGAAGCCAAGGGUUUUCGUUGACGACAGGUAUGAACGUAGUAGCCGCUUCCUUCUUAUUGCCAACAGGUGUUUGUGUUUAUACUUUAUUUGGUGGAUUGAAGGCUACAUUUAUUUCAGAUUGGAUACAUACUGUUAUAAUUUAUGUUGUGAUCUGCGUCGCAUGCUUUAAAAUAUAUACAUCAUCAGAACUAAUAGGGAGUCCAGGUAAAAUGUGGGAUCUUUUGCAAGAGGUUGAGAGUAUAUAUCCGUCUGCAACUGGGGCCGAUUUCGUCAGUUUUAGAGAUGGGACUAUGAUCCUAACAUGUUGGUCUGUCUUGUUCGGUGGGUUGAGUUCUGUAUUUGGUGAUCCAGGAUACUCACAACGCGCUAUUGCUAGUGAUGCACGUAGUGUGUUCACCGGCUACGUUAUGGGUGGUGUAUGUUGGUUGAUUGUUCCAUUAUCGUUGGGAAGCUCUGCUGGAUUAGCCUGUAGGGCAUUACUAAGCAAUCCGGCAUCCGUCACUUAUCCCAGAGAAUUAACUUAUCUUGAAAUUAAUGGUGGAAUGCCAGUUAUAUAUGGGUUGAAGUCAAUCUUAGGCCACAGUGGAGCGGCCGCCGGGCUACUUAUGUUAUUCAUGUCGGUCACUUCUGCUACAUCUGCCGAGCUCAUUGCCUUCUCCUCAAUUACAACUUAUGACAUCUUCCAGAAGUACUUUAAGAGUGAUGCAACUGGUAAGCAGUUGAUGAGAUUCGCACAUUGCUCAGUGAUUCUUUUCAGUUUACUCAUGGCCGUAUUGGCAACUGUAUUCAAUUACGUUGGGGUGACAGUAGGAUGGCUUAUAGGAUUUAUAGGUAUAAUCUUGAGUCCUGAGGCAGCUGUCCUCGCCAUAGCUUUAUAUUGGAAGAAAAUGUCAAAAAACAGCAUGGUCUAUGGUGCGCCACUUGGAACGCUUACCGGCAUUGCUUGUUGGCUUGGAUCCACUUAUCAUUUUGGAAAUAAAAUUAUUGAUAAGGAUACUCUUAUGACUCCUCGUGCAACGUUUAUUGGUAAUAUUACUGCUAUUUCGUCAACUGCUUUUUACAUUAUUAUCAUAUCUUUGAUAAAACCGGAUGAUUUUGAUUUUGCGAUUUUCAAAACUUCAUUUGAAGUCGGUGAUGAUGCAGACGUUAGUGAUAAAAAGGCAAUUAAUGUUUCAGAUAAAGAUAAGAGAAUAUUGAGAAAGCAAUCAUUUUUUGCUAUAAUUUUAAGUAUACUCUUGUUAGUUGGAGGUUAUAUAGUGAUUCCACUAGCCUACUACGGGAGUAAGUACACUUUCUCUAGAAAAUACUUUACUCUGUGGAUCGUUAUCAUUAUGAUUUGGUUAAUAUUGGCCACUUUAUACAUUUUGAUAUUCCCCCUUUGGCAAGGGAGACAUCUGAUAUACAAAGUGAUUAAUUCAUUUUUGCUUAAGGCUUCCGUGGGGAAUGAAGAUGAAGUUAUUGGUAUAAGCUCUCUGAAUAAUAGCGUUAAGAAGAAUUAUGAAAUUGUUACUGAAAAGGCACUCGACGCUUGA